Messenger RNA from Patella vulgata (common limpet), 5118 nucleotides. Its product is annotated as leucine zipper putative tumor suppressor 2 homolog. The coding region runs from base 245 to 1870 and encodes 541 amino acids. The transcript has 3 exons. Lineage: Eukaryota; Metazoa; Mollusca; Gastropoda; Patellidae. The record is from RefSeq and is a predicted model, not a curated record.
AUCCUAGUGGUAGCUAGGCCUACUUAGAGGUGCAGUUGGUGGAUUUUUGCCUCGCCGUGUCAUAGUGUUGAACUAUAACCAUCUCACAUGGAUUAACGAACGGAUCGGGAAACAGCCCUAUUUUUUUAUUUUCGAUAUUGAAUCUACACGUAAAAUGCUAAGAAAAUUGACAGUAAUAGCUAGACAGCUAAAGGAUAUUAGCACAUAAAACCAGGUGCUCAGAUACAGCAGACUAAAAUGGUAUAUGUAUUUCAACGCAACUUGCUUGAAUGAAUUCAGCUAUAGGACGGUUUGUGCAGAUAUGGAUCAAAGUGGUGUAUACAGUCCUGUCCCUAAAUAUUCUGAUGAUCCACGUGAGAUGAAAUAUAAUCCAAAUCGAGUCAAUGUGGAUUGCACCCAUAUUUCUUCAAGAUCAGAAUCAAAUCCAAGCACAGAAGAAUUUAUGACCCCGAGUUCGAUUACAGAUCAUCGUAUGAAUUUAGAGACAGUUGUUUCCCAUUCUGUAACAAAUUGUAGUUUGGUUUGUCAGAAAUGCUGUUCUGUCCACAUUGAGAAUAGUAAUGUUACAAAUCCAAGGUGUUAUUCUUCACCAGUGUAUAAGGAAGUUGAGCAAGUCCCUCCCAGACUUGCUCCUGUCAGUGGUGUACUGGGUCAGAAUAUUUGUCAGGAUGUUUUAAGACCCAUUGCCUUUAAGCCAAUAAAUGAUAACCAGACAUUUACCCAGAAAAAAAUUACACAAGAACACUUAAAUUACCCAUUUCCAAAGAAAGAUGAACUUUGCAUAAGAAAUGUCAGGCUACAGAACAAGCUGUAUAAAGGGAAAACUCAAGAAAGAAAUAUAUCAACUGGCUUUUCUGGCGAUUUAUUAAACAUAACUGUUGCACCUGAACAUAACGCAAGUAGUUUAUUGCGCAGUGAUAAUCUUGUUGAUAAUCAAUCCCCAUCUGAUAGUAAUUUUGGGGGACUUGAAGUUGUGCUACGACAAAAGGUAGGUGAACUAAACAUGUUACGUGAUGUUAUGGACAAAAAUGAAAGAGCUAUAUUUCAAGUCUAUGAAGAGAAAAAGGAUGAGUGGCGCAGAGGAAAUAGAGAAAUUAAAGAGGCCUUUGACAGGCAACUUAAAACACAACAACGUAAGUCCUAUAAAACUGAACAAGUUCUGUUAUUGCAAAUUCAUAAACUGCAGCAAGAAAAACAGGAAAUUUUAGCAAGUUGUAACAGCCUGUCACGUGAGAAUGAAAUACUGCAUCGGCAGUAUGCAGCAAAAGAACAAGAAUUGAAAAAUUUACAAGUGGAACUUACAGCUAUGGCGGCUUGUUCAGGUAACACUAUUGAUGUCCUAUAUCCAUUACAGUUACCUCACAUGGUUGACAAGGUGACGGAGGACAAAUUUCAAUCAUCAAAAUUCUUGUCUGAAUGUGAAACUCAUCAAGAAACUUCAAAGCAAACUUUUGAAGCUUUCUGCAAUACUGAUGAUGAAAACAUUUAUCUGGGACAUUAUUUGUUUGAGAAAUCUGAAUACCGUGAAAACUCUAUGAAAUCUGUGGAAAUGGAUGAAGUUUCUCGCAUUGAUUUACUAAAACCUUCAUGUUUUUCUGCAAAUGAUGAGCUUGAAUGUUGUUUGCAAAAUGACCGGUUAAAAGUGAAAGAAAAGUUAGAUAUUACACAAAAUACAUUUGAUAGAGAACGGGAACAGUGGUUAAUUGAAAAGAACAAAGUAAUUCGAUACCAGAAACAAUUACAGCUGAAUUAUGUUCAAAUGUAUCGUAAAAACAGAAUGUUAGAAGCAGAAGUAGAGCAAUUGACUUUAGAACUUGAAAAUCGGGAUAUGAAAUUAAUGGCACUGAAUGGAGAAGAAUCUGUGUGUUAAUGUUUUAAAAAUUUGUGGUAAUAGAUAUAAACUUGAUUUGAACCAAUUUCUCCUCUAGGCCUACAUGUAGGUAACGAUAGUGAUUUUUACUAUCGAUAAUUGGUAUUGAAAUAUCGAUCUAUAAUCGAUAGUAUCGAAAAUAAGCUUAGUUUUAUCAUGGACCUUAUGUAUUUUAUCAAUUGUCAUAAAUACUCAACAGUGAAAGUUCAAAACCAUACGGAAGUUGCGAAAGAUCAUUUUUUACUCAUGUCCAACGUAAAAUUGGAAUACAAUAUAAAGCUUGUUACAUGUAUACAUUAUGUACAAGUAUAUGUAGGUAAAUUGUUGUUCAUUAUGAAAUGUAGCAUUGUUUCACAUGACGUAAUGGCGUAAAUAAUUAUGUGAAAGGACUAAAAUGAACAUGUUCCAAUUUCAUUACAGCAUGCGAUAAUAUCAAUAUGGCAGACAAUUUAAUAUCAAUUUGUGUGCCAAUAGGGAAACUUGUACAAAAAAAUAAAAGUAAUAAAACAACACAACUACCUGUUAGACUGAAAAAUAUAUAUCGCUUAAUUAAGAGUCUGUAUGCGAGAGGGGAUCACGUGGGUAAGACGCUAGCUCGCUAGCCUGGAAGUCGGGUGUUCGAUCCCUGCAUUGGCUGAGAAAGUUCAUCCAGAUUUUCCGGCGUGGUUCUCCCUUGUCAGUGAUGCAGGACGGAGGGGCAGACAAGGAAAGCUAUCUAGUCGUACACAUUGGCGUGCACGUAAAAGAUCCCUUGGCAGUUGGAAUUCGAUAUAAGAGUAGGCCAUAGUGCCGCUGUCCGGGCAAAAUUUCCCUCAUAGCACACUGUAUGGCGUAUGCCCGUCUUAAUUAGCCCAGGUUAGGAGCAGAACAGUAGGACGUUAAACUCCAUUUCAUUUCUGUCCGCGAGAGCUCCAUGCAGAGGGGGAUAACCCUUGGGUCGGGGAUUUGGACCAAUUUUUGUCUGUGAGAUUGGUUUGUACCCAGAUACAUCCCUACAAAGUAUUAGGUUGACCGUUGAAUCAACUGAUACCAAACUGGCAAAUCGGAGAAAUAUUUUUUAAAUUGAAAAAUACUCAGAAAAUGGGCUAUUUUGGCACUAAAUUUGGAUAAUCUGUUAUUCGGACAAUAAUUGAUUUAGACAGAUGUAAUUUUGGGUAUUAGUAGGACCACCCAGACUCCUCCUAUACACAGAGUUUUGAGUUUCUACUGCCAAGUCGGGGGGGGGGGGGGGGAUGGCCGAAUGGUUAGCACGUAUCAUAAAGCCUGUCAUUGAGUCAACUGGCGUGGUUUCGAAUUCCCGGUUUUACGUGACAAGGAGUAGGGUCGCCUGUCCAACCUUGUGGGUUUUCACUGGGUCCUCCGGUUUCCUCCCACUGCUAAAAGACCCCUACGCGCAAGCGAAUUAUUGAAAUAAAAUUAAACCAUAUGUUAGUCCCGAAAUGACCUAGUUUGUGUCGAGUGGACGUUAAAUCCCAUUUCUCUCUCUCUCUCUGGAGGCUCAGUGCGGAGGGGUGUCCAUCAAAUGGGCACAAAACGAGACCCAACUUUUCUAGAGUAAAAUUUUGCGUAGAAUAUGAUGCCGAGUGGUAAUCAGUUCACCGUUGGGGUGUUUUUGAGAUAUUCGUGGUCAAAGGUCAAAUGAGGUCAUUUGCACUGAAAGUGAAUGCGCAGCUGUAACGAAGUUAAUAAACAGUCCUUGCAGUUGAAGUUAUUGUAUCUCUUAUUCAUAAUAUUAAACGUCUGAGAGUUCGCUAGGCCUAUGGUUUGUUUACAUUCUCUGCUGACGAGCUGCCAACAUGGCGGCCAGAAGCAAUAGUAGAUCAGAAUAGCGCUCGAGAUUGAAUUCACCCUACCUUUAUUUCAAUGUUCAUUUAUAUUUUACUUGAUGGUAGCAAUUAUCUUCGGCAGGAUGGCCACUAGAAGAUAGUGCCCAUUGCCACCAAGCUGUGGCUUUCGCGGGCCUUGGGAAGGAAGUUACAUUAUCGUGACGUCACAAGCUAAGGCUAUUCAGGACAGAGCGCUCUUGGAAGUGCGCUUUUUAUGCCAUUAAUAUUUUAAGAAGGACUCCGCUCCAAGUAGAAUUAAAGAAAUAUAGAAAAACUUAUGGUAAGAGUCAAGUAGAGAACUUUUAAUUCACUUUAUAUAUUAUUCUUAUGAGAUAAUGAGUCCCAGAUUGAAGACAGUAGAUCAAUUCAACAUAAUGUUCCAAACCAGUGGCAGGACCAACCAGCACCAGCAGUAGGCUAACCCCAACCCACAGCCCCAGUAGGAAGCACCGGACCAGUACAACUCCAGGCCCCAACACUGGCAAUAACCCAACCCCGGUCACAUCACUGAUGAAAUUUCUGUGCGCCUCAUUCGGGGGGGUGGAGAUCAACAAAUUAAUGUAGUUAAUAUUAAUAUAAAUAAGGCCCGACCUGCUUUAACUUUCGCAUAUUUUGUACUGCCUCAAAUAUAUCUAGCCUAUAUAUCAUAAUACGUUUAAUUAAUAACUAAACACAGACAAGUGCUCUGAACACUUGUAAGGGAGAUAACUUUUAUUCACUUUCUCAAUUUUUGAAUUAUUAUAGCAUUUAAGAUGUUUAUCAAUAAACUGUUGACUAUUUGUACAACCUAGAAUGUCUUUCUCAUUUCAUUGAUUAGGUCCUUGUGCUAGGCUGGGAGCAAACUCACAAUACUCGUAUUGCGGGGUCACCUGGAAGUCUGUGGGGAAGACUACGUGUGUAACAAUUGUUGUCAGAAGUGGGAUUACUUAUUUUAUUUAAAUUACUACCAGUGUCUAGUUGACCUAGAAUAAAGUAGAGAAAAGACAUUGCUAGGAUUGAGUGGCCUACAAUAAAUAAAUAUAAGCUAGGGUUAUGAAUUAACGAUAAGUUUAAAAUAGGUUCACACACAUUAUACAAACACAUACAAAUAACAAAAAUUACACAUUAAAAUUAAGCUAGUUGAUCAGAGACCUAAUCAGUAGAAGAGAUCUACAAUAAAUUAAUCCCUAGAGGACUCAGAAGUACCGGUAAUUUUGAAUCUAGAAAACGCAGGCAGUCAACAUGGAGAGAAUGAGAAUGCAGAUUCCCCGGUGAUUUCACCCUCGCCCAUACCCUCGGCGAGUUAUCAAAAUUCUACCAUGAACAGUGAUAGUCAUGCUCGCUAGACAAAAUUGGGGAGAUAUUUGAAAUAUUCAGACAAGAUAUGCGGUGCGAAAAUGAAUGUAAUAUGGAUCAGGUGACUUCAACUCUCAUGGAAUAUAU